UAUGGUUACUAAAGGGUCGAAGUCGAAAAAGCCUCCUCCUGAUACUCGUAAAAAGUCGACAGAAGGAGGCAGUUCGAAGCUAAUGAAAGAAUUACUAAAAGAUUAUGAUAUGCGUGCAGAGCUAUAUGAAACAUCGCCUUGCCUAGCUAUUAAAAAAACACUUAAAAAGGCAAUAGAGGAUGAACGACUCCUUACUAAAUUUAUAUUUGAUCCUCAAGAUAGGAAACAAGUAGAAUAUUGGGAUGAUGAAAAAUUUAUUAAGUACUUUAGUGGAGAAGUAGAAGAGCGUCCUCAAUCAGCUAAGCGUAAAAAGCAAAGGCCAAAAUCAUUUAAGGAUGAAAAACCUUUAGUCAAACUUCUUCCUUUGAUAGAAGCCAUUAGAGCCAAACGUUAUCUAAAUAUCCAUGAGAUUUUAGUUUGGGACGUGCAUUUAGAAGAUUCGGAUAUGUAUGCUUUGGCUGGACUUCUCUCUAAAUCAGUAUACCAGAUUUACAGGAUUGAGUUACUUGAUUGCUUUAUAGACGCAAAAUCUCUUUCAACAUUUGCUCCUUCUGUUGCACUUUCAAAAACCUUGCGCGAUCUGGUACUAGAUUUUAAUGGCUUUGGUGAUAAGGGAUGCAAAGUUCUAUGCACUUACCUUCUAACUUGCAAGUGGCUUGUCCAUCUUAGCCUAUGCUUUUGCGACUUAGGAAAACAAAGUGGAUUUUUUUUGGGAAAUCUUAUCGUGGAAACUCCGAUAAGGGAACUAUAUCUAGACGGUAAUUCGCUUGAGGCUGAGGGUAUUAUUGCACUGACAAGCAAUUUGGCUCUGGCAGCAGACAAUGAAGCUUUUGAAAGACAAGAAGAAGCCAGACUUAAACUUGAAGCGGCUGAGCGGGCGGCU
Messenger RNA from Protopolystoma xenopodis, 883 nucleotides. Lineage: Eukaryota; Metazoa; Platyhelminthes; Monogenea; Polystomatidea; Polystomatidae. The record is from the annotation of a GenBank genome assembly.